This is a messenger RNA of Periconia digitata, 667 nucleotides long. NCBI's taxonomy places the organism in Eukaryota, Fungi, Ascomycota, Dothideomycetes, Pleosporales, Periconiaceae. The record is from the annotation of a GenBank genome assembly.
CGCUUCCCAGCCUCUCGCCGCCUCGCUUAAGCAUCCAAACUGGAAGGGAGACGUCUGCACGGACCACCCGCCGCCGCCGGAUCACAACAUCGAGCGCGCUCCCCAUAAGAAGCGCGUCCCCCGCCGCUGCUCGACUUCUCUUCUUUAUCUCGAUACUCCACCCGCCAUCAACCCAUUUCAAUCAACCACCAGCUUUACGCAUUCUCACCACUUUUUCUCACCUCAACUUCCACCUCCAUCUCCAAAAAUGCCUCCCAAAGCCCAGAAGACUCCUACCACUGGUGGCAAGGCCCCAGCUGGCAAAGCUCCCGCCGAGAAGAAGGAGGCUGGCAAGAAGACCGCCGCUCCCUCUGGCGAGAAGAAGAAGCGCACCAAGACCAGGAAGGAGACCUACUCUUCUUACAUCUACAAGGUCCUCAAGCAGGUCCACCCUGACACCGGUAUCUCCAACCGUGCCAUGAGCAUCCUCAACUCUUUCGUCAACGAUAUCUUCGAGCGUGUCGCUACUGAGGCCUCCAAGCUCGCCGCCUACAACAAGAAGUCCACCAUCUCGUCACGCGAGAUCCAGACCUCUGUCCGCCUUAUCCUUCCCGGUGAACUCGCCAAGCACGCCGUCUCUGAGGGUACCAAGGCCGUUACCAAGUACUCUUCUUCCGCCACGAAAUAA